UGCAGAUCGCAGUGGAUCUUCAGACCAGUACGCAGCUGCUCAUCAUCCUGCUCUUCACCUCCGGGCAACCGGGCACCGACUGACACACCGGGUGGAGAAACGUGCAAUAUGCCCACUGCAGCAGCUCCAGCCGGUCCGGUGUCAGCUUUUCCGUCUCUGCCGGGAUUUACGCGGAGGAGCGGAUCAAGACUCCUGAUGUAUCCAAAGCGCAGUGAGCUGUAAGUUGGAGGCGCAAAGCUGGAAAACUUCUACUUUGGAGCAGUUGCGGUGUUUUGGUGAACGUGCUGCUGUGGUGGAGGAGGAGGAGGAGGAGGAGGGAAUCACCCGCACCUGCAGCUGCUGCCCGCCGCCUGCGCACCGUGACGCGCCGGGGAGCGCAGUGAGGACCCGAGAGGUUCCGAGUCUGAGGAGGAAGAAGAAAAACCUCUUGCCGAACAGAAUCUCCACCACUCUGGAUUUGCCGCUUUACGCUGGUGUGUGGUUACAUAACCCGGGGAUGACACCUGUCUCCCACCUCCGUCCUCGUCUGGGUCGGGUCGGGAUGGAUGUGGCGUCGUGAGGAGGCACCGGCCUGCGGAUAGUCACACUUCGGACUUUUCUGGCUCACCGAGUCUCUCCCUCAUGCAGCUCCUCCGGCUGGCCUGGGCUCUGACUGCCGCUGCGGUCUGCUUCCUGCUGCUGCUGCUCAUCCACAACCAGAUCCUGAGAGAAGGUCAGCUGGUGGCAGGAACCUGUGAGAUCGUCACUCUGGACCGGGACAGCAGUCAGCCCAGGAGGACCAUCGCCCGGCAGACGGCCCGCUGUGCCUGCAGAAAGGGGCAGAUCGCCGGGACGACACGAGCCAGACCGGCCUGUGUCGACGUGCGUAUCGUCAGGAGUCGACAGUGGUGUGAGAUGACUCCUUGUUUGGACGAUGAAGGUUGUAACCUCCUGGUCAACCAGUCGGGCUGGACCUGCACGCAACCAGGAGGCCGAGUCAAGACCACCACGGUCUCCUGACAGCGGCGGCGAGGACAGACGCUCACCAGAGAAGGACUGGUUCUCAUCGUCCAUCGCCCAUCAUCGCCAGGCGGACCUUCUGGUGCCACUGCUGAAGACAAACCAUCUGCCGCCAUCAGAGCUACAGGCGAGACACUGGCAGUCCCUGCUUUAUGUUCGGGUAAACUGUGGAAACUGCCAUCUAAAGUUCUUCUUUGUGGACUCAAAGUGACUGCUUGAUUUCCAGAGGAUAUAAAAAGAGGAUUAUGGCGCGCAAAACUCUGUUUAGUUUUUACAGACCAAAGAUGAUGAACAGAGCUGAGGAUGAGACAUUUUAAGAGGGACAGAGACUUUCACAACCCCUCCUUCCACACACACACACACACACACACACACACACACACACACACACACACACACGCAAACACACACUAAAGUAUUAUCCUUGUAAAGAAAUGAACACAUUGUGAUAUUAUACAGUAAGCGAAUUAACUGAACAAAGAAAAAUGCAUAUGAGUUAAUGAUAAAACAUGCAUCUGAAUGGGGAGAGAUGACGCUUUUGAUGUUUCUGUUGGAACAUUCCAGCUGGGUGUGUGCUCAACAUCAAUCUGUUGAAGUUCAAAAAGGAGCAAUCAUAUCAGGCAUUUUUGUGAUAAAAACAUAUAUCUUUGCGCACUUUCAGUAGCCACUUGAUAACAUAUUUUAAAUAUUAAAAUUUCAACUCGGGCAAGAAUAGUAUCUAAUGCAGUAACAGGUGGAUUUUAUGGAAAACUUAUGUAACCUAAAUCUUUGUAGUUACACACAUGGGUCAAAGACAGGCACUAAAUGAAUCUCAGACAAUAACAUGCAUCAUGAAACUCAGUUUUGGAACUCUUUGGGUCUAUUUGGAUGCCAUUUAUUGUCAACAUGAACUGUUUUAUUUAUAUAGUUAUGCAUUUUAUUAGUCAACUGAAGAAUGAGCCAGUGAACCAAUGAACCAACCUAUUAAAAUUUAGACGUAAAUAACGUGAUGUUUUUGGGAAUCCAAGGAUUCUUCUGAUGGACAGGUGACACCUCCACGAACACCAUGACCCGCUUUUAAAAAUUUGGCAUCAGUGUGCAGUGUUUCCACUUUUUAUCAUAAAAAAACUGCAACAAAAAAGCCUCCUGGCUCUUGUCUACCAGACUACAUUAUGCAUUACAUCAGAUUUGACAUUUUUUAGUGCCGCAUUUAGACGACAUGCAGUCAGCAUGGUGGGUUUUAAUGAAACAACAAGCAAACCAUUUCGCACCAAGCUGCCAUUUCUGUUUGAGGGUGGGGGGGAGAUUGCAUAACAUGUAUUUUCAAGUCUAAAGUUCUAUAUUUAACAAUUUCUAUGUUGUAUCUUUGUAGAAAUCCUUAUUUAACACUCAUGUUGCUCAUCAUCUUUGAACAGUGCUGUUGUUCAAAGCUUGCUUGCGGUUUCUGGCAGUUGCACUGUUUUUGAACAUAGAGGAGGAGUUUUCAAUAAUACUUUCUGAUAAUCCUCUUUAAAACAUUUAUGAGUAGUAACUAAUGGUUAAAGUAGUGACUGAUAAUUGGUUUACAUCAAACAUGAAAUAUAUUUUAAACAUUUUGCUAGGUCAUGAAAAAUCUGUUUUACUGACUGUCUGCAGUGAUCAGUAUUAGUAAGUCAUUAAUAAUCAUGCAAUCUAUUGCUGUAAAUGUCAUGUUGUUAAUGAAAAACUCUUAACAAAAGAGCUACAAAGACAAUUCAGGCAUCAUGUAGUAGAAUGCAAACUAGUCAGAAGGAUUUUUCACAACCUGGCAAGCCAAAAGUUGCUCUUAAGUGGCUUAUAACUGAUCCAUGAAACAUUAAUAAGUGAUUAAAUAAUGCCUUUGAAACCAUUAGUUACAACUUAAAAACCCUUAUAUGAAAAGUGAAAUUGUGUUUUCCUUCAGAUAUGGUAGGUUCAUGUACACCAAAUCCCAGAAUUCCAUGUUUCUAUAGGUCAUUGCCUUAUCAUCUCGGCUCAGUCUCCAUUUGCCGAACGAGAUUAAUUCACCGUCUUUGUUUUGAUGCUCUGCCAUUAUGGAACCAUGUUUUUCAUUAAACAGAAAACACAAGUU
This is a messenger RNA of Amphiprion ocellaris (clown anemonefish), 3067 nucleotides long. RefSeq names its product chemokine-like protein TAFA-5. Gene Ontology annotation, biological process: G protein-coupled receptor signaling pathway. Gene Ontology annotation, molecular function: receptor ligand activity; G protein-coupled receptor binding. The coding region runs from base 622 to 999 and encodes 125 amino acids. NCBI's taxonomy places the organism in Eukaryota, Metazoa, Chordata, Actinopteri, Pomacentridae. The transcript is spliced from 4 exons. The record is from RefSeq and is a predicted model, not a curated record.